AUUGUGAUUCUUCAGAGAGAGAGAGAGAGAGAUAGAGAGAGAGAGAGCUCAGUUGGUCUUUGCGUUUGGUGGUCUAUAUAUUCCAAUACUAUGUUCACGGUAGGUAUUUCUUAUACUAUUUGCACUACAAUAAUUUAGGAUCUGAAAGAGACCAGCAAGACGAGAGAGAGGUUGGCUCUUAGUCUCUAUUGAAGAACUAGUACAAAAGAUUAUUCAUGGCUUUGUUCUUCACGAUGUUUGGCUGAGACUUCUAUACACAUACAUACAUAUUUUAUAUGUAUAUAUACAUAUAAUGUCCAUGCUUGAGAAGUCGGCAGCUGAAUGUGCAACAAAAAAGGGGAUGAAUGAACACAACAAAAAUCUGAGCUCUGCACAAAAAACCCUUUUCUUCUCUCGUUUUUUAAUGGCCGAAGAUCUCUGUUUUUUUCAUAAGGAUACUCUCAUCAUAAAGACUCCCAAGAAAUCUCCAGUAUUGCUAAGGUUGAUAGUUUUAGUAAUCACAAUGGUAUGCGGUGUUUAUAUCUGCUCAAUCUGUGUAAAACAAUCAGAAACCCACACCGAGACUGAAUUUGCUAACAUCGAAGUCAUCGAGAGGCCUUGUUGUGAAUAUGGCAUCGAUAAAUCCCAAAUUCCCUACUUGCAUUACCCAAAACCCAAAACCUUUAACAGGGCUGAAUGUGCUUGUAAUCCCGUACGAUUCUUUGUCAUUAUCUCAAUGCAGAGAUCUGGGAGUGGAUGGUUUGAAACGCUACUAAAUAGUCAUAUUAAUGUGAGUUCCAAUGGAGAGAUAUUUUUGGUUAACAAUAGGUGGGAUAAUAUAUCUUCUAUUGUGGAGAAUUUGGAUCGAGUUUACAAUUUGGACUGGUUUACCAGUGCCUCGAAGAAUCAUUGCUCGGCUGCAGUUGGCUUCAAAUGGAUGCUUAAUCAGGGACUGAUGGAACACCAUAAUGAAAUUGUGGAGUACUUCAACAGUAGAGGUGUUUCUGCAAUAUUCCUGUUCCGAAAAAAUCUAUUGCGUCGGAUGGUUUCCAUGCUUGCAAAUUCUUAUGAUCAACAUGCUAAGCUAUUGAAUGGAACCCACAAAUCUCAUGUGCACUCACCAGAAGAGGCAGAAACAUUGUCAAAAUACAAGCCAACAAUUAAUUCCACAUCACUGACCCGUGAUCUGAAGGAAAUGGAGGUGACAGCCACCAAGGCUUUGGAAUACUUUCACAGCACCUGGCACAUGGUUUUGUACUAUGAAGACCUAAUCAGGAACCGCACUAAACUAGUGGAGGUUCAAGAGUUUUUGAGGUUGCCGGUGAUGAACUUAACGAGCCGUCAGGUUAAGAUACACAAAGGGCCAUUGUCAGAACACAUUAAGAAUUGGGACGAUGUCAACAACACGCUCAGAGGGACAGCUUACGAGACCUUCCUUCGUGCUGACUAUUAAUUAUAGUUCGUCGCUAACUUGUGGGAUGGUUUAAACAACUUCCAACUAAUUCUUGUUAUAGAAGAUUGACACAAACGCUGAUCAGUUCAAGAUUUUUUGCUGUGGCUUUGGAGAGGGAUGAUGCUGGUAUAUAUUUGUUUCUUUCAGCUAAGAGUCAGUGUAAUCCUAUCUUUUCUUUUCUUCUUCUCUCUCUUUUCUUAUUGAUCAUAUAGAAACACGUAUAUUUAGGCCUGGUAUGGGAACAGACUAUGUUAAUAAUUUUUUAGUUUUUUAUGAAAAAAUAUGUAAAAAAUUAGAAAGAGUCAUGCAACAAAUUAUAGUUCACAUUUGUUUUGGUAAAAAUCCAAGUUAUUCUUGGAAAACAUAGAAAAGCAAUUUAAAGCUUGUUCA
Molecule: messenger RNA, 1822 nt
Organism: Camellia sinensis
Lineage: Eukaryota; Viridiplantae; Streptophyta; Magnoliopsida; Ericales; Theaceae
Molecular function (GO): sulfotransferase activity
Source: RefSeq, a predicted model, not a curated record